Molecule: messenger RNA, 767 nt
Organism: Cuscuta epithymum
Lineage: Eukaryota; Viridiplantae; Streptophyta; Magnoliopsida; Solanales; Convolvulaceae
Source: the annotation of a GenBank genome assembly
UAAUAUUUUUUCUUCUAAUAAACUCAAUCUUCCGUGCCACCGAUUAAAAUCAUGUCAUCUCCUUUGAACCAAACACGCUGAAGACCUAAAGAACAGUUUGGGGCAUAACUCUGCAGCUUCGGACAUCUUAGUUGACCACUUGUGGGUAUUUGAUGUCGGAUCCGUACGAGAGAGCGAAAGGAGGUAGGCUAGCCUUCAAGGGAGGCGACCUGGCAAUACGCACCAAGGCUAUCGAAAAGAAAAAGAAGAAGAAAAAGAAGUCCUCAGCAGAUGAUUUCGUUUCCGACGAGCCAUUGUCAGGCGACGCGGCCAUCGCCGCUUCGGAACUGGGUUCGGGUUCAUGUCCGGAUGGAGGGGAUACCAACAUUUACACCAUUGACGCGGCCAAGAAGAUGAAGUACGACGAAUUGUUCCCUGUUGAAGCUAAGAAGUUCGCCUACGACCCCAAUGCUAAAGCAAAGUCCGUUGAAGAAGCCCUUGAUGAUCGGGUCAAGAAGAAAGCUGAUCGCUACUGUAAAUAAAAGGUCACGUUUUUAGGUAAAAUAGACGAAUUUUACUGGUUUCUAUUUCUAUUUGCAGUUUUGUAUACAUUCUCUUAUUAGGGUUUUAAAUGCUUCUAAUGUUUUGUUUUUGUAAGUUGUGAUCUGAAUGUCUUUGGGUUGGAAACUAUUCAAGGAGUAUAUUUCUUGCAGUGUACUUGAUUCCUUUGGGCAGAGUACCUAAACAGAAGUUAUUCUGUUUGACAUUAUAUUAUACCAAUCCCUUUU